Molecule: messenger RNA, 1084 nt
Organism: Clarias gariepinus (North African catfish)
Lineage: Eukaryota; Metazoa; Chordata; Actinopteri; Siluriformes; Clariidae
Product: macrophage mannose receptor 1-like
Exons: 5
Coding region: 42-1055 (337 amino acids)
Source: RefSeq, a predicted model, not a curated record
CAUCGUCCCAUGAGACGCGUGUUGUUAAUAACUGCGUUGCCAUGGUGAUUUCCGCAUCUGGUCAAUGGAACGAUGUUGCUUGUACAGUCGUAAAUCCAUUCAUUUGCUACGGAGCCCCGGCUUUACAGCCUGUCUCACGGCUAUACCAUGCUGUAAGACAUCUAAGGAACUGGACGGACGCUCAGGUCUAUUGUAGAAAACGGUUCACUGACCUGGCCACUGUGGACAGUGUGAAUAAUGUGUCCAGUGUGAUGAGUCAGGUGGAUCCUAUCUACACCGGUGUAUUAUGGAUCGGCCUCCAAAGAGCGACCAGUACACGCUGGUGCUGGUCUACUGGAGAUGAGCCUCUAUCAGAUUACUAUAACUGGGCCGUAGGGAUGCCGAGCAGCAGCGGACAAUGUGUGUCUAACAUGAACGGACUUUGGAGCAAUGCUAAUUGUCAGACACUUCAGUACUUUGUGUGCUACAGCGGGAAGGGUUACAUCAGGGUCAACAUUGCCAAAACAUGGCAGGAUGCUCAGAGUUACUGCAGAAGCACCUACACUGACCUGGCUCGCAUCCGCUCUCCGUGGGAACAGAACCAGCUGGACAACGUCGUCGGUAGAUGGGUUACUGUCUGGAUCGGCUUGUUCCGAGACAACUGGCAGUGGUCGGACCAGUGGAGCCGUGGUUUCAGAAACUGGUUAUUAGGACCACAGAGCGUCGGAAGCGGCGACUGCGGCGGUGUGAUGGCGGGAAAUUCUGGACGAUGGACGAAUGACAGCUGUUCCGCACUGCACAGAUUCGUCUGCUACGGAGAUGUGGACAGAUUGUACAAAACUAUGCAGAUUGUGAAGGUGAGAUUGUCCUCCAAUGGACUGGCGAACCUGGAUGACCCGUCUGUGCAAGCUGCAAUGCUGUUCAAUAUUGAACAAAAACUCAGGGCCAGCGGAAUGAAUCAGAAUUUCUACCUGAGCUGGAGAGUAAAGACAGACGGAAGUGUGUUCCGGAAAAUUCAAUUACCUUCGGGGUCUUCGGGGUCUUUGGAGCCUUUGAGGUCUUUGGGGUAUCUGUGAGGUUUCAUUUUAUAUACAGUGCCGUGAAA